AUGGGCAAAGCCAAGCGGCAGGCCAGACAGCAGCAACGGCCGGGCCAGUUGAACAGGGCCUACACGGAUGACGAUGGAGCGGUACAUAAUGCUACUGGUGGCCAUGUGAAUGCAACCCUCACGCCGGCAUCGCAGAUCUCAGCCGAUGGAAAGCUGCUGCCCAAGCCAAAGAAGAGACCAGGAGCCACGGAUCCGGGGCAGAUCUCUGCUGAUGGGAAACUCCUGCCCAAGCCGAAGAAAAUGCCUCGAGCUACAAUCCCGGUAGGUCUCCUCUUCCGCGACGUCGUGCUGCUCAACCGGCUCCGAUGGAGGCCACUCCUGGAACCUGCUGCUGUCGAGGGAGCUAGCGCUGAUACGGGAGACUCCAGUGCUCCGGCUACCCAUCCAGCGCUACCACCGGUUCUUACUGUUCGGGAACCGGACACGCCGCCACCUGGAAAGCUUGCUACCAAGUCCAAGUCCAAGACCCACAAGGUCACCACCUCCCUCACAGAGAACGUGCAGGCUCGGAGAGCAGCCACGGGUGUCCAAGCGCCUCCUGCGGAAGCGAGGCGACCAACUUGCCUGCUGCGUCGUCCGCCCAAGGUCCAGCAUCUUGCUCCCAACGGGCCAGUUCCUGAUGCUGCUACUGAGAUGGUGGAGGUUGAGGUGGAACCUGAAUUGUCUGGAUGCUUGGGUGAUUGGCCCAGCAUCAUCUCUUCUCAUGACGCCAACAUCAUGUAUCCGAUCGACUGCUUGGCACUGUGCAGGGCCAACAGCUCAGCGGCUGAAGAUCUUCAAUCCUUGGUUGCUGGCGCUGGCCUGGGGGUGUCCACCAGGAACGUCAAACGCGUUCCCAAUCGGUUGGCUGAGGUGGCAAGCCUCUUUGGAGAGGAGGCUGGCGCUGCUUCCUCUCGCCGUGCUCACAGACAGGGGGAUGAACGUCCAGAUUUGGAGGAAAGAGCAAGUCCGUCCGCUGCUGGAGCAGCUGGCGCGGUUGUGGAAUCAACAGCAGCUGAGACGUCCACACUGCCGAGAAGUGCCAAAUGUCGACGACUGGACAAGACCACCAUGCGGCGACUUGCGGGCAUGUCGGUGGCGGAGCUACUACGGCGGGCGGCAUCCACGCUCGAUAAGGUUGUGACUCUUGCGUGGCAUUUCUUCCAGGCGCAGGUUCCAAAGCUCUACUCUCGUCUGGCCGCUCGCUCUUUGAGGGCGUUGAUGGCGGCAAGGGAGAUCGAUCCGGCAGGCACUUCCCUGUGCUCUCUUUUUGCUGUGCAGGCGUCGCGUAAUGCUCUGCCGAUUCGCUCCGACGAGGGUGCGCGUCUCAAACUUGUCACUUACAACGUUGGAGGCCUGUCACAGGUGGCUUAUGCGGAGCUUCUCCAGUUUCUGCAGGGACUCCCAGAGCCACACCGCCCUGACCUGGUACUCUUACAAGAGACUCAUUGGAAGGAGGACUCUGAGUUUGAUACUCCUGGUUGGCGUGUCAUCGGCUCCAGCACUAAGCUGACGCUUGAUGGUGCCAUUGUCGAUGUUAUCAACAUAUACCAGAAAAUCAUGACUACCUCCCUUGCUCCGGCAGAGAAAGGUGAUUUUAAUACGCCUCUGCUGCCAAUGGCCAAGCGGGUUGGUGCUCGCGCGUCCUUGCGUCAUGCAACUCGACCUCAGGAUGUGAACGAGUUAUCUGACAUCAUUGCCGAUCAUGAUCUUCUUCAUCUCAACUCGUGGACCAGGUUUGCCAAGCCCACCUACCGUAAUGGAUCUCAUUCCUCGCUUAUUGAUCAUAUCUUUGUGCGCCACUCUUUGGGUGAUGCGGUUUCUCGGCGGGCAGGGCCGGUCACAUGGCCCCUCUUCAAGUGGAGACAAGGUGGUUUCCACCUCCCGGUUUGUGUCAGUUGUCGGUUGCCAGAUGUCCGUCAACUUGCUCGGUCUCGUGGCCCCAGAUCCUGUGUUCUUGACCGGGUUACUCUUGCCCAGGUUUGUCGGAAUCCACAGCACCCUCAGAUUUGUGAACUCAAUGAGAAGGUUUCUGGCUGGCUGCAGUCACAUUCUGAUGCGUCUGUUGAAGAGGUCAAUCGUCAGCUUUAUGCCUGUGCGCUGGAGGUUUUCCCUGGCAAGGUUCAGCAUCAACGUGUUGUUCCGUGGCAAGCACCACAGGUUGGGCUGUCGGUGCGCAACAUGUGGCUAGCCUAUCGCACCUGGAGACAAACCUCCAGUUUGCAUCGGAACUGUGUUUGGAAGGCCUGGGUUGCCUUCACGAGUUUUCGGAAGGCGCAUCGUGCCUUCCGUCGAGCCACUAGGGAUGCCAAAGUUGCCUGGCUGCGUACUCAGGUGGCCUGCACGGAGCAGAGCGCACGCAAAGGCGACACUCGUGCUCUCUUUCAAUUGGCUAGUCGUAUUUGUCCGAAGCAGCGACGCAAAACUCUGCAAUUGCGUGGUGUCCAGGGACAAUACUCUCGCAUCCAGAGCAAGUUGAGGUCUCGGCGCCCACUCUGCCUCGUCAGCUGCGUCCUCUUGGCAUUUCUGAGAUAUCGGGACGCGCUGAUACGCGUGCUCCUUCAUUGUAAGGAUCGUCGCCCCAGCAAGCUCAGAGGAGGUGCGAUUCAACUGUCGCUUGACCUCUCGCAGGCGUUUGAUCGCUUGGAGUGGCCGCUCAUAAGCGACUCGUUGAAGGAGGCUGGCGUGCCCAGUGACCUUUACCAUCUCAUCAUAAGCUGGCACCGAGAGAUGUACUAUCACAUCAAGGUCUCUGCAUCCUCUGCACGCGUGUCGGUUGGCAGGGGAGUACGGCAAGGAUGCCGCAUCGCUCCGAUGUUGUGGGCGCUAGCCACGGCUGUACUUAUGCGUCGCACUGACGAGGUCCUGGGUUUCAUGUGGUCUAAGGACUCUUUGACGGCUUAUGCCGACGACUUUCACACAGGUGAGUGUGUCUCCCGCAGUGAACAUCUUGAUAGAUCCCUGCAUCGCUUUGGGGUCUUCCUUGAUCAGCUGAUGAACGCACACUUACCGGUGAAUUCCAAGAAGUCCGCCAUUCUGUUGCGACUAACAAAAGGCUUUGCGCCGGCCUGGAGGACGUUUGACAUACCGAUCAAGCAGGACUUUCGCUGCCCCACAUGUUCCAUCUCCUUCCCCGAUCUUAGGAUCACAUUAGCCGUGGUCGAUGCCCCGCCUUGGAUCCCGCUCUUCGUACUCAGCUUGGUCCUUGGCCCACUCCCACUGCUCUCCCGGCCGUAUCGGGCAAUGUUGAUGAGGAAUUGGCUGAUCGAGCAUGCCCCACUGUGGUCCUCCACCGCUCCUUGCACCUGCCGGGCUCUGGUACCGGCAGUCAGUCGGUUGAUCUCCUCUGGCAAAAGAGGGUGGGUCAAUCUCAAGUCACUCCUGUUGCAGAUCGAGCUGGAAUCCAGGCAUUGGUACGACGUCAAAAUGCUGCUCAAAGAUCAAGCGCUCCGUGACGAGCUGAGACACCACUGCCCGUGUUGCGGACAAUGGUGCGCCUCGCCUGCGGGUGUCAAGGUUCACAUGUCUAGGUCGCACGGUGUCUGGGCCGAACUCUUGCCGGCAGUGCUCGAGCGUACGGUGCUCAUGAAGCGAAUGAUUACUAAGCCAUGUCCUUACUGCUUAGAACGGACCUUUGACCUGCAGACGCAUUGGAAAAGAUGUCAUGUCAUCAUGGUGUGCUGCUUCCUGGAACUUUAUGCUAAGCGCAAUGUCGCCCACUCCGACUCCAAGUCUGCAGGGCACUCUCAGUCAGGGGAGUCAGCCGACAAGACCUCGGCAACAGUGGCGGCCAAGAGGGCUCGACGAGAGACGGGCUCUCAGGAGACGCAGGAUGUACAGAUGGCAACCGAACCGAAGGAUCCUUUUCGGCAGUGGGGCUCUGCUCAGACGGGUCGCGGUCAGGGAGGCAAGUCCCACAAGGGCAAGGGGAAGACGACAGGCAAGGGCAAGUCGUCGCACAAGGGCAAGGGCAAAGGUCAGGCACGCAGCUCAGCCUCAGUGACAUCCUAUGCAGGCAACGAUUGGGAGCGCGCGGCCGAGUACUACAGUCUGGAUGGGGAGAACACGCUACUGCAACAGAUGGCCAAACUGGCUCUGCGUCACGAGAGACAGCUUCAGGCGCUGCAGCAGGACACCAAGCUUUAUUUCUUCUUCCGUCCGGAUCCUCCUGCAUCGGUUGUGCCACUUAUGACCAAUAUUGCCAAGACAUGGAGAGAGCUUGUGGAGGCCAACAAGGUCCAGUCCUCACUUCGGGAAACCAUGUUGCGCGAGCUGAUUCAGGAGAUGAGGCGCCGGAUUCAGGGCUUUGCGCAUCAGACCGAGAUGCAGGAGCAGGCGGCCAAGAUGAAUUGGAUCGACUCUCAGGGCUCAUGGAACUAUCUGCAGUGGAACCCGGAAUCUCAGGCAGAGGAGUUGGUCCCGAGAGUGGAGAGUCGCUCCACGGAGUCGCUUCUUCAGGAUCUGGACGAAAUCGAGAAGCUGAUCAGUGGCACUACCAUUCGACACUUCGGCUCGGUGCGUCCGUUUCGCCAACAGUACGAGACCAGCUGGGUGCAGUUUGUGCUAGAGAUCGAGCUUCGCACGGAUGGGGACAGGCUCUGGAAGCACUUCAAUGCUCUCAUCAAUUGUGCAGUCCUGCAUCUCCUUGCAGCCAGACUGCGCCGGGAUCGUCCGGUUCUCUCGGGUCUGGCCAAAUCCCUGCAG
Messenger RNA from Symbiodinium sp. CCMP2456, 4683 nucleotides. The record is from the annotation of a GenBank genome assembly. NCBI's taxonomy places the organism in Eukaryota, Dinophyceae, Suessiales, Symbiodiniaceae.